Molecule: messenger RNA, 630 nt
Organism: Arachis ipaensis
Lineage: Eukaryota; Viridiplantae; Streptophyta; Magnoliopsida; Fabales; Fabaceae
Product: phosphatidylinositol 3,4,5-trisphosphate 3-phosphatase and protein-tyrosine-phosphatase PTEN1-like
Biological process (GO): phosphatidylinositol dephosphorylation
Cellular component (GO): cytosol
Molecular function (GO): protein tyrosine phosphatase activity; phosphatidylinositol-3,4,5-trisphosphate 3-phosphatase activity
Source: RefSeq, a predicted model, not a curated record
GAACCUCGGAUUGUUGUUCAAAUGGACACAGAGAGUCCUGCAAUAUACAAGAAAACCUGUUUGGAUUAUUAUUUCGACCAACCGAUCCUAUUAACUGGAGAUGUACGUGUCAUAUUCUAUGAGAAAAUGAUAGGAGGCCGUCUCUUCUAUUGUUGUUUCAAUACAGCUUUUGUUAAAAACAGCAUGGUACAGCUGGGAAUACAGGAUUUGGACAAAGUUGGGAAGAAAGGAAGAUCAAUAUGUGGAAGUGAUUUUAGCUUGGAAUUACUGUUUGGUCCUGCCAAUUCAUCAAGUGUAUCCAAUAGUGACAAUGCUAGUAUUGUUUCCUUGUGAUCAUAAUAUUUAUGCAACAGAUAAUAUGAAAGGUCAUGUUCAAUUUUACAUUACACUAACGUGUGCUGCAAAAAAAAAAAAACAGCAGAAAAUUAUAUCCAAUCAUAAAUGAGUCCAUCAAUGUUUUGUUGUGUAGUGUUGCAUUCAUUCUUUCAAUAGUCUUGCUGUCUAAUUUUUUUAUUGGCACAAGACAUUAGGAGAAAGUGCAAAUGUUGUAUUGUUUUGAUGUUUGAGUAGCAUUUCGAGAAGAUGGGGUUUCAAAGCACAUUAUAAUGCAAAAGUUGCUAUGUUUUCACA